This is a messenger RNA of Cimex lectularius (bed bug), 2242 nucleotides long. RefSeq names its product paired box protein Pax-6-like. The record is from RefSeq and is a predicted model, not a curated record. Gene Ontology annotation, biological process: anatomical structure development; regulation of transcription by RNA polymerase II. NCBI's taxonomy places the organism in Eukaryota, Metazoa, Arthropoda, Insecta, Hemiptera, Cimicidae. The transcript has 6 exons. Gene Ontology annotation, molecular function: RNA polymerase II cis-regulatory region sequence-specific DNA binding; DNA-binding transcription factor activity, RNA polymerase II-specific. The coding region runs from base 134 to 1405 and encodes 423 amino acids.
AGAGAAAAGAGCGAGAGAGGUGAACAGUUGGUCAGGCAGCGGCAGGUAGAUGGUUGGAGUUUGCCCCCUCUGCCACGACCCCACUACGCCCUUUUCUGCCUCUGCUCCUCAGUCAACUCUGCGCCGGUGAAGGAUGCUCGUCUCCAACACGACCACCUCGCAAAAAUUGUCCGACUUUUCAGUUUCGGCAUUAUGUCGGACUUCGCCCCAGCCGUCAACGAAUCCAUCGCCUUCGGCGGACGCGGUCGUCACCAACUGGAGGCUAGACGCGCUGCCCGUCCCCGCUUCGAUACCAGUACUGCCGUCCGUACCUCAACCACCAGCGGCUGGAGCUACAGCGGGCUCCGCGAGUACUUUAAGAGAGCUGUACGCCCUGGCGGCGACGCAGCAACCCCUCGCAUCUCUCGUAACCCACCAACAGAGGCUACUCGAGCUUUCGAGGUUCAGACAUUACGACCUUUUAUCCCACCAACAGGGCGCUGUCACCAAACUUUUAGGCACACUGAGGCCUCCAGGAUUAAUCGGCGGGAGUAAACCGAAAGUGGCGACGCCGGCCGUCGUCUCAAAAAUCGAACAGUACAAAAGGGAGAACCCGACGAUAUUCGCAUGGGAGAUCAGAGAACGGCUCAUAUCGGAAGGAGUCUGUACAAACGGGACGGCCCCUUCAGUAAGCAGCAUAAACAGGAUUUUAAGGAACAGAGCUGCAGAGAGAGCGGCAGCGGAGUUCGCCCGUGCUGCGGGUUACGGCCUUUAUCCCGCCGGCUACUCGCCCUGGCCCCUUUGGGGCGUCCCACAGCCCAACGGCUUUCCACACCCGGAACAGAGGAGCCAUCAAGAUGGAGACGGGAGCGGUAAGGACGACGAAAGCCUCGGCAGUGGCGGAGAAGGGUCAGAACAGCCCAAAUUCAGAAGGAACAGGACGACAUUUUCCCCCGACCAAUUGGACGAAUUGGAAAAAGAGUUCGACAAAAGCCAUUACCCUUGCGUUUCGACAAGGGAGAGGCUAGCCGCCAAAACGUGCCUUUCCGAAGCCAGAGUUCAGGUUUGGUUUUCCAACCGGCGAGCAAAGUGGCGGAGGCACCAAAGGAUGAACGCCCUGAAGUCGCAGCAAGGCUCAUCCGGUGCGAGCGGCGAAGAACGCGCGGACUGGCGUUCCAUGGGCGGCGAGCACUCGGCCUUCAAAGCGCCGGCCCAAGACGACCGGCUUUCCGAAAGCUCCGAAGAGAUCAACGUGACCGACGACGAAAACAGCCGGGGCUUAGGAGGACUUCAUUCGCCCAACGAGAGGGACUUGAGAGCCUCGAUCGAAUCCUGGAGGGAGAUGGCCGGACUCCCAGGACUCAGAGCCGCAGAAUCCCAGCAGCCCCUACAGUUAACUAAAUAUCCAAGAGAUCGAGUUCCAUGAAAAUUACAAAUUAUAAACUAAUUCUUUUUAUAAUAACUAACCAUUUUAUUCUUGCAAUAGAAAAUUACGAAUGAUCUCUUCAUAUAUUACAUUUCAAUUAUAAUGGGCCUUUUUUUAAAUAAAUUAUAAUCAUAAUUAUUAUUAUCAAGUAUCAAAUCAUAACCUCUCAUGCAAUCUCAGAAAUUAUUUAUCAAUAAAAACGACGUAAAGUUAAAUAAUUUAAUUACACUAAAACGUGUGAUGGUUCUGGAUCUGAAAAUUUAAAAAAAUGCCCGUUAUAACAUGUUCAGCCCAUACCAAUUUUAUAUAUAGCUUUAAAACGAAUUGUUAAACACCGUUGUCGUUUCCUAACUGCUGUCGCGUUAUAGAACAAAUUGAUAUUUAGUUUUUCAUUUUGUAAAUUGUUGUACAUUAUUUUUUCAUUAUCGUAAUAAUUGUUAUGUGAUAUUGCAUAUAAAUAUAUAUAUUUAUUAUAAAGCCUCUUGAUUUCUAUUGUCCGAGCCGUUUUGUUAAUGAUUCGAGAGAACAUCAGGACCAAUACAAAAAACAAAAAAACCUGUAAAUACUAGUGUGGUGCUUAGGACGGCUAGAACUUACAAGAUUGAAAGAUAUUAAAUUGUGUUUUUAUUUUGUAUCUAGUUGAUUACAAAGUCACGCCUGUAAAGCAAGUGAUUAUUCAAGCAAGUAGCCUAUUCGAAUUUUCCCUCUUUAAAUUUGGUGUUCGACACUAAUUGUUGUUUAAUUGCAGCCUAUUGUUUAUAUUUUCUGUAAUUAUAGGUAAUGUGCAAAUGGUAAUUUAUUUUUUAUUGUUGCAAAUAAAAAGUGAAUGGUAAUUUA